Messenger RNA from Heteronotia binoei (common prickly gecko), 835 nucleotides. RefSeq names its product Src like adaptor 2 (gene SLA2). NCBI's taxonomy places the organism in Eukaryota, Metazoa, Chordata, Lepidosauria, Squamata, Gekkonidae. The record is from RefSeq and is a predicted model, not a curated record. Gene Ontology annotation, molecular function: protein binding.
GCUGGCUGAGGACUAUGAUGGGAAGCUUGCCCAGCAGGAGGAAGCCAGCUGCUACUCAGCCAACCCCACAAACCCAUCAACCCAUCAGCCUUGGUCCAAGACAAACAGCUAUUGCAAUAUGCAACUUCCCUUCUGGCCAGACAGAGCCAAUACUGAAGAUGGGGGAACAACUGCAUCUGCUCUUUGAGGAUGGUGAAUCGUGGAAAGUUGUAUCAGUAGCAAGUGGCAAAGACUGCUACAUUCCUAGCAACUACAUAGCCAAAAUCUCUUACAAUAUUCCAAACAAUAAUUGUUUUUCGUCUUUUAACUUUGCUUUUAACUCAGGUAAUUCUCCUUCUUUGCUUCUAGAUAGCAGGGAUUGCUUAUAUUGCCGCCUGCAAGAACCAUGCUUCAUCCAAGGAUAUGACUUGGGCUUGUUACCCAACCUUUCAAAACCAGUGAUAGUGAAGCAGCCAAACCUCAGUUGGCAAGAGAUCAACAGUUCAGACCUGUUGUCACAGGAUCCACUGCCAGAAGAUUCUCUCAGUCUGGGCCUGCGGGAAGCCAUCAAUUCUUACUUGUUGGUGACUGAAAAUCUGUCUUUAGAGGACACAUCUACCAAAAAGAGGAAGAAAUGCAAAGACGAUCACCUUGGGAAACCAUUUGUCCCACAGAACUUGAAGGGGAAUACAGAAGAUCCACCAUCAUCAUUCACAACAUGCUAUGGAAUGCAGGAGGACUUUUGAUUGAUCUCAGUUCCAGAAGGAUGCUCUUUAGUCCAAAGUACUAUGUUUAUUCUUUUUCCAUUUCUUAACACCAAAAUAACUCAAAGAAUUAUGAUUUCCAAUAGAAAAAC